AGGCUCCAAAGAAUCAAUCUGGUGUUCAGAUUCGUAAAAAUCCUGACAAGCUUCUCCCGGUUUUGACGCAAAAUAAGGGGAAAAUAUUUUAGUCUUAUCGAUAAUGAAACCUCGUUAGGUGCCUUUUUAUCUGACCUUUUUUAAAGCAAAGGUAAAAGUUUUGUAGUAUGAACGUCCACCAAACCCCUCAAACUACCCGCAUGUACCUGGGUCUCAUGAUGAUAAUGAUGAUGAUAAAAAUGGCGACAACAAACGAUGUAGAGUCAGGUACGGCGCCACAACCGCCUCCUCCCUCCUUUCCCAACGGCGUGACAGCCCCUCCAGUCCCGCCAGAUGCCUCGGAGCUCCCGCCGACGUACGAAGAAGCCGUCCACAGCCAGCCUGGAGACGCCCCUCCCUCCUACGCCUCCUUGUUCGGCGAGAUACAAGACGCUAGGAGGGAGUCUGGCGGUUUCGUGGACUUCCUGAAAAAGUUGUUGGUCUUGCUAGCGGGAACAAUCGGUUGUACGAUCCUUCUCGGCCUUCUCAUGGCAGUCCCCAUGGCUAUGAUCGUCCUGGGAGCCAUCAACAUUCACGACUGCCCUAUCCAACGAAUGAUCCCGAUCUACUUGCUCGUUUUCGGCUGUUUUGGAAUCCUCAAGAACAUCAUCUCCCUCUACGAGCGCUACAAGAAUCACCGAGAGAACGAAACCGAAAACAACGCCAAGCAGAACCCCUUGGAAGUCAUGAUCAACUGUUUUCUCCUGGCUUGGUUCAUCGCCGGGAACUACUGGAUCUAUUCGGUGCACAGGGCGGUGAACAUGGACGAUCCGACCCACGAGUAUUACUGUGACCCCACGGCAUACCUGUUCGCAUUCUGGGUCACAACCACGGCCUACAUCUUCGUGGGGUUGCUGAUCAUCUGCGUGUGUUGUACAGCGUUCUGUACGUCUGUUACAACGUAGGACUUUCUGGUGUACAGCUUAUACUUUUUAAGUUAUAGACCCCCGCCCCCAACUUUUGCCCCGCCCCCUCGUCCUAAAAGAGCAUAUACUAUAUAAUAUAGUAUAUUUGCAUCUACUGUCAUAGUAAAAUACUGUGUGUGUGUUGUACAGUGUUUUGUACUUCUCUUGCAACAACAUAAGAUUUUUCUGGUGUACAGCUCAUAGACCCCACUCCAAUCCCAAAGCCCCUCCCGUCCCUACCCCAUCCCCACUCUCCUGGUUAACUGUGCAGAUAUUACAGGUUUGAGAUAGCAGAACCUGUAUUGUAAUCCUCAUAUAUUGUAAGGCGUGUGUGUU
Molecule: messenger RNA, 1280 nt
Organism: Branchiostoma floridae (Florida lancelet)
Lineage: Eukaryota; Metazoa; Chordata; Leptocardii; Amphioxiformes; Branchiostomatidae
Product: transmembrane protein 272-like
Exons: 1
Coding region: 168-944 (258 amino acids)
Source: RefSeq, a predicted model, not a curated record